CUUGACUUUCAGUUUUCGGAGACCGGCUUUGCAGGCAAAAGGAAACUUUUUUCCCAACACAAUACUCAGUGCAACAUGAAAUGUGCUACAUGCCCGCUGUAGGCAACGUUUUGGGCCCGGUGUCGGGAGCCGAAGGACUCCGCGCUUUGCACAGAUAGCGCAUGGGCACGCACAGCUGGCAAAAGACAACUUGAAACUCAAUAUCAAAAAUGGACGAUGGAAGGGUCGUGGGCGGUCUCUUGGCGCUGCUGGCUGAGUUGCAUGGGGCUUCGACUGAGUCUUGCGCCCUCAAGUCCCCGGCACUGGAGGAUGCGCUACACGAGUUGAAUGCGUCCAUGCGGAUCUGUGUCGGUCCGGAAGCAGCCGGCGUCCCGCCGUGUACGCCCCUCGGCUUGGACGAAGAACCGGACCAAUGCCGGCACGCCGUGUCCGUCGCGGCGCUGUGGCUGGACGCGGGAGCGCUGCAGGCGGGCCAAGCCGCGUUAGAAGCUACGGCAUGCAGGAUGCUGGCGGGAGACCCUGCAGCCAGCUGCAUUGCAAACGCGGGCCUGGCGCUGGUGUCCCACGCCGCCACGGCGCUGCAGCGGCUGGUGUACGGCCUGGAGGCGGGCGUGCUGCAGCCGGGCGACUGCGCGGCCGGCCUUGGCAGUGCCACAUCCAACAGCAGCAUCGCGACGCACGCAGCACCUAACGGGAUGAGCCGCCCACGAGCGCCUGACGGAGCGGCCGGAGCGUCCCGUGGCGCUGAGGCGCGCUGCACCGUGUCGCAGCUGCGGGCGCGGCUGGCCGAGCAGCUGACCUCGCCGGCGUUGGCUGUGGCGGUUGCCGACGUCGUGCGCGCCUGCCACUUAGCGCCGCCGCCGUCGCUUCCUAUUCCACCGGCCGCGGCGGCGUUGACGUCGAGUGCUUCCAGCUGCGCGUCAUGCGGCAGGGGUGGCGGCGGCAGCGCUGGUGCUCGGAGCUCCGGCGGCGGCUCGUCGGCGUCAUGCUCGCCCUGCAGCUGCUGCUCGCCGGCCGCCUCGCCGGCGUCCUCCUCCUCGCCGCGGUCGACAUCGCCGCGCAGUUCCCUCGACAUGGCCCGCGGCCCGGCGACAGGCAGCGGUGGGAUCGACUGCUCGGUGGCGUGGAGCGAGGGCCACCGCGAGGAUGCGACGGGUGGUAAGGGCGGCGCCAGCACUAGCAGCGGUAACAGCAGCAGUAGCAGCAACGUCAAGACUACUGCCGCGGCGCUUCUGGGCCGCGCGCGGCGCGCCUGCAGCGGGCAUGCGUGUGUGGCGUCGGUGCUGGGCAUGGCCUCGGGCGCGGCGGAGGCAGAUGCUGCAGACGUGGCUGUUGGCUGUGGCAUCACUGCCGCCGCCUCGGCCGCGCCCUCCCUGCUCAGCACACCGCACGGCGCGUGUGUGCUGGGCCGGUCCAGUCGAUACCUGUACCUGAUGUUGUGGUGCGCACACGACAGCGCCGCAGCCCCCGGCAUGACGGAGCCGCCAGGCUCCGAGGCGGAGGGCGCAGACGAGCAUCUGGCGUGCCCGGGGGCGGGGCCUGCCGGGGUGCUGCGUCUGGUGGCGGCGCUGGAGGCCAGUCAGCUGGUGGAGGUCCUGUGCGCCGCGUACCUGGUAACGCCCGCGCCCGCGCCGCCGCCGCCAUCAACACCGCGUCCGCAGCCGCCACCACAGCCUCUGCAGCCUGCCGCGGAUGCAGGAAGCGCAAGCGCUGGCGGUAUCCGUGGGCGCGUGCUCACGCAGAGGGAGCUGCGCAAGCAGAAAGGCAAGGCUCGCGGCGCGAAGCCACACACGGCGGCUGCAACCGCCGCCGCCAAAAGCUCCGCUCAGCAGCCUGGUGACGCACGACUUGCUGCUGGCAGCAUUCAGGCGGUCGAGGAGCAGGACGAGGAGGGCACAGAGACAGACCCGUACACAGCCCUGGUACGUAGCCUGCGCCACGGUCUCUGCAGCCUCGCCCACGCCACGUCGCUCCUCGCCACCCUGGCUUCAUCCCUGAACGCCACUGCUGCCGGGCGCACGGGUAGUGCUUGCGGCUCAAGCGCCUGCCUUAGCGGCUUUGGUUGCAGCUGUGGCGCCACGCUGGGGAUGCCGUGCCGUUCGGUAGAGCUGCCGCCGGCGCCGGUGGCUGUCCGUGCAGCCCAGCUGCUGCUGGCGCCCUCCGCUCAGCGUCUGCAGGUCAGCCUGCUCUGCCACCUGGCAAAAGGGACUGCGCUGGCGGCGGCUGCGGGCAUGGCGCUCGAAGCUAGCCCCUGCAGUGCAUGGCAGCCCUGGUGCUUCGGCCUCCUGGACUUGGUCUAUCCGCAUGCGCCGCCGCCGCCGCAUCAGCCGCCUCAGCCGCCUCAGGCACAGCAAAACAGCCGUGGCCACGCCUGCGACAAGCCUGGGGCUGGGUGUCGGCAGCAGCCGCGUCGUGAUGGACACCGGGCCGGGACAGAGAGGCUGGAGGCAGACGUCGCAGGUGAGAUGGAGGCGCGGGCGGCUCGUGACCUGGCGCUGCUGCCGCAGCUACAGCCGGCGCUGCUGGGGUGGGCCACACUGGAGCGACUGGGGCUGGGGGAGCAGCUGGAGGCAGCGCUUGCUGACGUGGCGGCUGUGGAUGCUGGGGCCGGCGGCGGCACUGUCCGGGCGCACGGCGGCAGCGGCCGUGGGCUGGGACUUGGCGGCGCUCUGGCAGGCGGCCGGGAUUGCUACGACUGGGUCAUUCCUGAGGUUGAAGAGGAGCCUGAGGGCGCGGCGGCUUGGGGCGCGUGCGAAGGGGGCACCUGUUCUGGCGGUUGGAAUGAAGACAGCAAUGGCGGCAUGGGUGUCAGCCCUUGCGGGCCGCGCCGCCGCGGGCCGUUGCAUCUGGAGGCGACGGCGAUCGCCACGGAGGCGUUGUGUCGGCUGCUGCGCGGGGACUGCGGGCCGCCUCCCAGCCCUGUGCUGCUGAAGCACGUCGCGCCACUGGACUCGGUGUAUGACAUCCUGCAAGGCGCGGUGUCGCGCCGCGGCUGCUCCUCCACAACCACCGAGCUGCAGCCGCUGCCGCUCUACGCGUGUAGCAACAGCAGCAGCAGCAGCAGCAUGCCAGGCUUCUCGCAGCCAGUAGAGUCGCCUUUUGCAGCCAGGACAAAAGGCGGGGACGCGGGCCUCAGUGGCGCUGUGCCAGCGGCAUGGGAGGCGCUUGCUUUGGCAGCGGGCGUGCAGGCGGCAGAGGCGGAGAUGGAGCUUGGGAUUGCUGCUGCGACGGCGGGCGCUGGCGGCUGCGUUGCCAAGGCAUUUCCCGGCUCAUCGCCGCAAGCACUGCAGCGUCUUACCCGCAACAUGGAGCUGUGCGUGGUGCUGGCUCGCAGCGCCGCGGCAGGCGGCAACAGCACUGCGGGCGGCGCUGCAGUACGCCAGCCCUCCAGCUCCGAGCAAACAGGCGAGGGUGGGGGCGCGGCGGACCGGGCAGACGGCCGUUUGGGAGACUGUCUCCGCCGGGCGCGUUGGGGUCCGACGUUGAACUCGUGCCUGCGACUGGCGACACGUGCAGCAGGCCUGGAGCAGCCGGGGCCGCCAGGCCCGGAGGCCCGCUUGGGUUGGCGCCUGUUAGACGUGGCCUGCGAGCUUGUGGCUCUCACCCCCACGGCCGCACUGUGGGCGCCGCAGCGGCGGCGGCCUGCGGAGGGGCCGCGCUAUGACAUGGCCGCCGCUGCAGACCUGUCUCCGCUGCUGCUGACGCUAGGCAAAAUGACUGCGGCGUCCGGGCGGCAGAUUCCUAGUCCGGCUGGGGCGGCCAAGGCUUCGCCGUUCUCGGGGCAUGACGAGGCAGGAGCCGAGGCCGGGAAUCCGGGGUUGCAGGAGCAGCUCACGGCCGCGUGCAAGCGGACCGAUCGGCUCCUGGCGGCGUGCGAUGCGGCCGCGAGGUCGGCCGUGGCGGCGCUCCGCGACUGCAGUGGAGGUGCGCUCACGCUGGCGCCAUUGAAGGGUGGUGGCGGCGGCGGCGGCAGUGCUGCCGGCGCCGGUCAACAGGCUGCAAGCACCCGCAGCACAACGGCGCCGGCGGCUGGCCAACUGGAGCUGCUGCGGGGUUCGGCGGCUGCAUGCCUGCGCUGUGGCUGCGCCGCCGCGGCACAGCGGCUGCAGGCCUCGCGGUCCCUCGUCCUGCACCACCAGCAGCCUGCUGGUGACAAGCUAGCGGCUGAGGAGGCCGGGACGGAGGCAGAGACGGCUGUCGCGCACGCAGUGGUGUGGUGCCGCUGGCUGGCUGUGCCGCUGGUUAGCUGGCUGCCCAGCCGCCAGGAGCUGCUGCCGGCGCGGCCGCUGGAGCUGCUGGCGGCCUGCCGCGACGCCCUGGUCGGGAUCUGCGGCCCAGAUGCGAGCCGUAGCGGCAGCAGCAUGGCAGCGGCCAAAGGUCUGGCAGGCGCAGCAGCGGUGGCAGGCACGGCGGUGAGGGAUGCAGUGCGGUCGCUCGCGGAACACCCGGGUGUGGGCAGAGAGGUCCGGGACGCGUGGCUGGGUGGUGGACCGACCAGCAGUGCUGAAGCACCCAUGGCUGCAGGUCCAGCAGCAGGGUUGCUGGCGGAGCUGCUGAAUGUGCUGGCGCAACCCAGCGAGACUGCAGUCCCCAACGGAACGGAGCAGCAGCCGCUGCCGAAGCAGCAGUUGCAGCAGGGCUUCAGCGGUGGACCUCAGGCGAACACGGAUGGUGGCAGCGGCCACGCGCAAGUGGUGGCUGGUGGCGGGGUGCUGGCAACCACAGCCCCAGCUGCAGCAGCUGCUGUAGCUGUGAGCCCCAGCGAUAGCGGCACCAGCAGCGCCGCCAUGGCUACCCGUGCCAGUUCAGCCCCAGCGCCAGUAUCCCGGGCUGCAGCCACCACAGCCGUAGCUCCGGACGUGGCAGCGCUGCUGGGCCAGGCGCGCACGCUGACACAGCUGCUGCGGGCGACGUCGGCAUCGCCAGCGGCGUCAGCGGCACGGGAUGGGGCCGGCGGCCUGCUGAGUUCCGCUCUGCCGCUGACAGCGCAGCCCACCCUGGCAGACGUAUCGCCGGUGUCGAAAUGUGCAGGCCGCAGCGACAAGGGCGGCGGAGAGAGCGGCGGGAGCUUCACGCUGAACGGAGGUUCCACCGCUGGUGUAGCCGGCUGCUUUGAUGAUUGCGCGCGCUAUCGUGUAGCGCAUGCAGCGGCGCUGUCGCGCGCACGUGACCUCAGCAGCGGAGUGUAAUGGUAUGAUACGAUGGCGGUGUGCUAUCAUAUGCACAGUGCAGCUGUGCUAGCUUAUGAAAUUUGUCCUUGCGUUUGCCGGGAGGUUAGCUAAAUCAUUGUUUGUAUAGGUAUAGUUGUCAGCAGUGUCUGGGCUGCCUGUGGUGCUAUCAGAGUACCAGGCACGUUUCCAAGUGCGCCUUCCCUUGUCGCAGCUCUUAUGUGUGUUUUAAUGUCGAGUGUAGUCGUAGCAGGUUGGGCCAUACAUAUUUGAAGGCUGAAUUGAAGGCGUAUGCAGCGCACUGGAGGUGUGCGUGCAGCCGCUACACGAUACACGCAGGUGGAGGACAGCCUAGUUUGCCUGCGGCAGCUCAACUACAGGCCUUCAGUGAGUGUCACGCGGGUGCGGUGAGGCGUAUCAGGCUCCAUCUGGACAAUAAGAAGCUGUUGACAGAAGCGGCCCGCGUUCCGUUGCGGCGGGCCCGCGCAAGAGCCCGCGGCAGUGCCAAGGGCUUGUAGCUGGCUUGGCAACCAUUUUGCACCCAUUGUAAACAGUUACUGAGUUUACCAUAUUUAGCCCGCCAAACGUUUCUAUCAUUCUACGCGUCAGGCGCUAGUAGGCCGGGCCAUUCCCCUCGAGCUUUCAGGGUCGAAUGACUCUGUGACAAAGGCACUCCAUACUUUACUGCAAAGCGAUGCGAGUUGGAUCAGAGGAAAACUGGGUGCCUGCCCGACUGCCCGACGGGGCCCGGUUUCAUGGGCAGCCUACCCGUGAGGACAUUAAAGGUAAUACAUCACAGUGCAUGGAUACCAUGUCAAGCAGCCCGGGGCUGCGCAGAGCAGUGCAAAAUUCUGUGACUGCACGUAAAUCGCGCUUUCAAUCGGGCCCUCGGCGCCACCUCCUGAGCUUGUCACAGGAUGGACAUACAUGCAUUGUAUUAUAUUUCAUAACGCAAAAAGAAACCUGGGGUGUUUUGACAUACUUUCCGUGGCAAGUUGAUUUGUGUAAUUUGGGGCCUUGUAUUUGCUGUCCGUGUGCUCCUAGGUAGCUACGGAAAGU
Chlamydomonas reinhardtii is the source of this 6227-nucleotide messenger RNA. RefSeq lists its product as uncharacterized. The record is from RefSeq and is a predicted model, not a curated record. The transcript has 3 exons. Lineage: Eukaryota; Viridiplantae; Chlorophyta; Chlorophyceae; Chlamydomonadales; Chlamydomonadaceae. The coding region runs from base 210 to 5189 and encodes 1659 amino acids.